This is a messenger RNA of Gekko japonicus, 3684 nucleotides long. RefSeq names its product beta-site APP-cleaving enzyme 2 (gene BACE2). Gene Ontology annotation, molecular function: aspartic-type endopeptidase activity. NCBI's taxonomy places the organism in Eukaryota, Metazoa, Chordata, Lepidosauria, Squamata, Gekkonidae. Gene Ontology annotation, cellular component: trans-Golgi network; membrane; endosome. The coding region runs from base 419 to 1969 and encodes 516 amino acids. The transcript is spliced from 9 exons. The record is from RefSeq and is a predicted model, not a curated record. Gene Ontology annotation, biological process: amyloid-beta metabolic process; membrane protein ectodomain proteolysis.
GUGCGGCCAGACGGGCCGGGUCAGGCGGGGAGAAUUGUUUGCCGAGCUCGAGUGCCCAGCUAGGGACUUUUCCCUCCGAUUAGGAUCCAGCCCCGUCACAUCCGUUGCAAGGCCGCUCUGGUGGGGCUCGGGAAGUUUCUUGGCAAUUGUUUGCCAAAGGCGGCGGCGGAGGAGGACGGUGGCGAGAGGCAUUCCAUUCCAGGACGCUGCUCUGCGACCGAGGCGAAAGUUUCCUCGCUCGCUCUUGAGGCAGUGGGCGCAGAAUGCAAGGAGGAGCCGAUCCCGGGAAGGCGACAUGAAGCCGGGCGCCCUUCUCCUCCGCGGCUGCUCCGGGAAACGGGGUGCAGCAGCCAGUUGGCGGCGGUGCCUUUCCUGCCGGGAGGCCGGAGUUUAGGCGCUGGGCGCCGCCACCGCCGGGAUGGGCCAGGCGCGGGCGGCGUGCUGCCUCCUGCUCCUCGCCGCCGUCGCCUCCGGGCGCUGCGGGGCUCGCUUCGUCUUCCCCCUCCGAGUGUCUCCCGCCGUCGCCCCCAACGGCUCCCUCGUUCCCACGCCCGUGCUGCUGAAGCCGGCGGGCAGGGCUGGGGCCAGCCAAGAGGCCGGCAGCUUAGCCUUAGCCGCGGAGUCGGGCGGCGCCGUCAACUUCGUGGCCAUGGUGGACAACCUGCAGGGAGACUCGGGACGCGGCUACUACCUUGAGAUGCUCCUGGGAACCCCGCCGCAAAAGCUAAAUAUUCUAGUUGACACUGGAAGCAGCAAUUUUGCAGUGGCAGGUGCACCGAACGCAGAUGUGGCUUCAUACUUUGAUACAAAAAAGUCAAGCACAUAUUGGUCACUGGGCACUGAAGUCACUGUUAAAUAUACCCAAGGGAGCUGGACUGGAACUCUGGGCACAGAUGUUAUCACUAUGCCUAAAGGGAUAAAUGGAACUUAUACUAUCAAUAUUGCUACCAUCUUUCAGUCUGACAAUUUCUUUUUAAAAGGAGUUAAAUGGCAUGGGAUCCUUGGACUUGCCUAUAGUGUCCUCGCCAAGCCCUCGAGUUCUGUGGAGACCUUUUUUGAUUCCCUUGUGAGUCAAGCCAAGAUCCCCAACAUCUUUUCCUUACAGAUGUGUGGAGCUGGUUUGCCUGUUUCUGGAUCUGGUACCAGUGGAGGUAGUCUUAUCUUGGGUGGAAUUGAACCAAGCCUGUAUGAGGGAGAAGUCUGGUAUACACCUAUUAAAGAAGAGUGGUAUUAUCAGGUUGAAAUUCUCAAACUGGAGGUUGCAGGCCAGAACCUUAAUUUGGACUGUAGAGAGUACAACAAAGAAAAAGCAAUUGUAGACAGUGGCACCACUCUCCUCCGACUGCCUGAGAAAGUCUUCAGUGCUGUUGUGGAUGCAAUUGUACGCACGUCCUUGAUCCAAGAAUUCUCACCUGGAUUUUGGAUUGGUGCACAGCUUGCUUGUUGGGGUAUAAUGGAAGAACCCUGGGCCAUGUUUCCAAAGAUAUCUAUCUAUCUGAGAGAUGAAAAUUCCAGCUCAUCAUUUAGGAUCACUAUCCUCCCACAGCUUUAUAUCCAGCCUGUUCUAGAGACUGACCAGAAUCUGAAGUGUUACCGGUUUGGUAUUUCUUCAUCUACCAAUGCCCUGGUCCUUGGUGCUACAGUGAUGGAGGGUUUCUAUGUCAUCUUUGAUAGAGCUCAAAAGAAAGUGGGCUUUGCAUUAAGUCCAUGUGCUGAAGUUGGUGGUUUUCCGGUAUCUGAGAUUGAAGGCCCUUUCACAACUGCAGAUGUAGCAAGCAACUGUGUGUCUACCAUAUCUUUCCAUGAACCAAUUCUGUGGAUAGUGUCAUAUGCGCUUAUGAGUUUCUGUGGACUAGUCCUCCUUUUUCUAAUUAUCUUACUGCUGCUUCCACCUCGUUUUCGGCAUCAUUAUACUGAAAAUGAUAUAGUAAAUGAUGAAUCAUCCUUAGUACGACAUCGAUGGAAAUGAGGGAUAUGAUCAAAGUGCAGGGAAUCCUUGUUGUUCUGCUUAGUGGAAUUAAGUGUGGCUAUCUCAACCAAAGCUGGAAGUCCAGGUUCCACACUUUAAAAAUUUCAGUAUCACAUUCCACUACAAGAUGUCCUCUGAUACUGCUGCACCAUAAUGUUAAGCUUUAUUUUCUAACCAGGGUUUUGAACCCAAUGCAUAUAACAAUAGCAAGUCCUGUUCUGUUGUUUCUGGAAAGACAAUCAUUAAGCCAAGCUUUUAUGCUCUUAGUACUUUUUAAAAAAUGUAAAUGUUACACCCUAGUUCCACCAAGAAUUAUGUAUUAUUGACUUUUGCUUUUCUCCUUAGCCCCAUUUAAAGAAAGUCAUUGUUGUUUUAAAGCACAGGAGAUUAGUUCUCUAUAUGGAGGAAAGAUACACGUCAAACUAGAAAGAGAUUUUUCUUCUUCUUUUAGAUGGAGGGCAGUAUCAGUUACUUCCAAAGGAUCCAGACUCUCAGAAGAGGUGAAGUAGGGAAAAAUACUGAAACUGAACCCUAUUGUGCAGCCUUAACAUAAAACAAGACUACCUCUUAAUUUACAAGGAUGCUAUUCACAAAUAUCAUGCAGGCAGGAGAGUUCAUGAAAUAGAAAAGAUACUUUCCACAAAAACAAGGCACAAGUUCACCUCCUUUCAGCAUUUUUUCUAAUUAAUGACAUUUUAAAAACAUUUGACUUUACCACUCAUAUUAGCUUCCUGUUUCUGAAUUCAUGCAUAAGCAAUGUUGGGAUAGGUUCACUGAGGCUUUGUAUGUGCCUUCUGCAAAGCAGAUGAGUUAUAAGGGCAAGUUUCUCUCUUUACACCUUUUUGAUAUCUCUAAUGACUAGACAUUGCACUGAAAACAAUACAGUCUCUUCAACUGAAAGGUGGCCCAUUUGGCCGUGAGUGGAAAAGGUAAACGGGUUUUCAUGAAUGAACAGUAACUAGGUGGUUGGCCACUUGAUUAAUAUGAGCAAAGGGUUUUUUGUUGUUUGUUGUUUGGUUUUUUGCUUUGGAAGCCUGGUAUUAGUGACAGCAAAUAGGAUACUAACAGUGCAGUCCCUAAGCAAAGUAGCAUCCUUCUAAGUCCACUGAAAUCAAUGUAUGUAACUGCUUAGGGUGGCUCUGUAAGGGGUAUUUGCACAACUGUCUUGGCGUGUGCCAACUUGCCCACAAAUGUCAGUGCUGGCUUGCUAAAUGCCAGGCUGUACUGAAUUUAGUACCUGGCAACAGCACACCUACAGCUGUUUUAGCUGACUUUCCCCCGCACAAUUGACACAGGUUUAGACACUUGUUUAAAGACAGCAUAGUUAUUAGUAAAAUAGCUGAAAAUGAGUUUAAAACAAAAAUUGAAUGCCUGGACAGGUUUUUGUAAUGUAUAAAAGAGAUUCCCUAGAGGCAAUAAAGUGGUUCUACCUCUUAAUAUUCACAGGAAUCAAGGAACAAAUUAAUUCCCCCCCUCCUCCACACCCAGCAAUAAUCAUGCCUGAAAGAAUCCAUAUAUUUGAUUAGGCAUUUGUAUUGAACUGUGAAAUGCAAGUACAUGUAUGGAAACAAAUAGUUUAUGUCAUGAGGCUGGCCAUUAAUUUUUCUUUUCGCAGAAAUCAGUUUUCCAAAUGUUGAUCUUUAUGGUUAUUUUUGCUUUUAUAAUCCAAUAUUUUUGCAUAUAAUAUUGUAUGUGAGCAAUAAAAGAUGCAAACU